GUUUGAACACGAUCGUUACCAGCUCUGCGAGCGAGAGAGCAGCUGCAUUAGGUGGCGAACAUAUCCAUUUAGUUUUUUCAAUCCCAGUCUCCUCCACGCUCUCAUCCCGCUUGCUUGCAGAGAGGGCGUUGACUAGGCUAGCUAGAGACCCUGUGAAGAUGAAAUGGCUGAAGUCGAUUCGUGUAUUUGUACAUGAAGAGAUCGGCACAGAAGGAGCCGAAAUUCUAGACGUCCAGAGCAAAAUCUUACAAUUCUUGCAUAACUCCCCGCUUCCAUUCGGUGGGGUUAUGAUUCUGGGUAGUGGUGAUCCUAACCAGCUGCCGCCUAUUAAGCAAAC
This is a messenger RNA of Perkinsus marinus ATCC 50983, 337 nucleotides long. RefSeq lists its product as hypothetical. The record is from RefSeq and is a predicted model, not a curated record. The transcript has a single exon. NCBI's taxonomy places the organism in Eukaryota, Perkinsozoa, Perkinsida, Perkinsidae. Gene Ontology annotation, molecular function: DNA helicase activity. Gene Ontology annotation, biological process: DNA repair; telomere maintenance. The annotation marks the transcript as partial.